Molecule: messenger RNA, 2151 nt
Organism: Aspergillus candidus
Lineage: Eukaryota; Fungi; Ascomycota; Eurotiomycetes; Eurotiales; Aspergillaceae
Gene: aclA
Product: putative ATP citrate lyase subunit (Acl)
Exons: 2
Coding region: 357-1811 (484 amino acids)
Biological process (GO): succinyl-CoA metabolic process; tricarboxylic acid cycle
Cellular component (GO): succinate-CoA ligase complex
Molecular function (GO): succinate-CoA ligase (ADP-forming) activity
Source: RefSeq, a predicted model, not a curated record
AUAAUAUACGGUAAUGAAUAUCCUUCUCUACCGUAACAUGUAAUACCGAUAAGGAAAACGGGUAAUCCAGGUACCGCCCCAUUUGCCCCUCUUCGUGUUAUGAUUUAGUAUGUUUAUUUAUCUUCUCUUCUGAAUAAAAUACCAAUACCAUCCAUAAUACAUACCCAACUCCGCCUAUCCAGUUUCUGUUCGGCCUUUUCUUCUCUGCUCUCCUCAUCUUCUCCCAUCUCCCUCUCUCUCCAUCUCUCGCUCCAUAUCCUUCUCCUCUUUCCUCUACCUCUCCCUCGUUUCAUUCUCUCCUUGAGGUUCCUUGAUACUACCUAUCUAUCUAUCCAUUCAGAUCAUUCACCCACAUCAUGUCCGCCAAAUCUAUCCUCGAGGCUGAUGGCAAGGCCAUCCUCAACUAUCACCUCACUCGCGCCCCCGUCAUCAAGCCCUCCCCUCUCCCCGCUCCUACCACCCACAACCCUCCCUCUCGCCUGGCCUCCCUCUACUUCCCCGAAGAUGCCGCCGUCAAGGAUAUCCUCGACCAGGCCGAGGUCACCUACCCGUGGCUCCUCGUCCCCGGCUCCAAGUUCGUCGCCAAACCCGAUCAAUUGAUCAAGCGCCGUGGGAAGAGCGGUCUGCUCGCCCUCAACAAGACCUGGGCCGAGGCCCGGGAAUGGAUUGAGGCUCGCGCCGCCAAAGACGUCCAGGUCGAGUCCAUCACCGGUGUCCUGCGCCAAUUCCUCGUCGAGCCUUUCGUCCCCCACCCCCAGGAGACCGAAUACUACAUCAACAUCAACUCAGUGCGUGAGGGUGACUGGAUCCUCUUCACCCACGAAGGUGGUGUCGACGUCGGUGAUGUCGACGCCAAGGCCGAGAAGCUGCUCGUCCCCGUCAACCUGAAGAACUACCCCUCCAACGAUGAGAUCGCCGCGGCCCUGCUCAACAAGGUGCCCCAGGGUCUCCACAACGUCCUCGUCGACUUCAUCACCCGCCUCUACGCCGUCUACGUUGACUGCCAGUUCACCUACCUGGAGAUCAACCCCCUCGUGGUCAUCCCCAACGCCGAUGCCACCUCCGCCGAGGUCCACUUCCUCGAUCUCGCGGCCAAACUGGACCAGACCGCCGAGUUCGAGUGCGGUACCAAGUGGGCCGUCGCCCGCGCCCCCGCCAGCCUGGGCAUCACCGCCGCCCCCAAGGACAACAAGGUCAACAUCGACGCCGGCCCCCCCAUGGAGUUCCCCGCUCCCUUCGGCCGUGAGCUGACCAAGGAGGAGAAGUUCAUCUCCGACAUGGACGCCAAGACCGGCGCCUCCCUCAAGCUGACCGUCCUCAACGCCAGCGGCCGUGUCUGGACCCUCGUGGCCGGCGGUGGUGCCUCGGUCGUCUACGCCGACGCCAUCGCCUCGGCCGGCUUCGUCAGCGAGCUCGCCAACUACGGCGAGUACUCGGGCGCGCCCACCGAGACCCAGACCUACAACUACGCCCACACCAUCCUCGACCUGAUGCUGCGGGCCCCCAUGCACCCCGACGGCAAGGUCCUCUUCAUCGGCGGUGGUAUCGCCAACUUCACCAACGUCGCCUCGACCUUCAAGGGCGUCAUCCGCGCCCUGCGCGAGGUGGCCCCCGUCCUGAACGAGCACAACGUCCAGAUCUGGGUGCGUCGUGCGGGUCCCAACUACCAGGAGGGUCUCAAGAACAUCAAGGCCGUGGGCGAGGAGCUGGGUCUCAAGAUGCACGUCUUCGGGCCCGAGAUGCACGUCAGCGGCAUCGUGCCGCUGGCGCUGUGCGGCAAGAAGACCGACAUCAAGGAGUUUGGUGCCUAAACGAAUUGCCCAUGAGAUUUCUUCCAUUUACUUAAUUUAAUCUUCUUCCUUUUUUUUUCCUUCUUCUUUUUUUGUCCUUUUUUUUCUUUUGUGAUCUUUUUUGUGUUGAAUUUUCUGAACGCAUGGCAUGACACGGGUUUUCUUUAUUUUGUUUGAUUUUUACCCUACUGGAGCAGGGAUGCCGAAGAGACGAUAUUAGCGAGACUGCCUUGACUUAGAAGAGGCAUGCGGUAGGGAUGGACUUUAGAUCGGGUUUAGAUCAGCGUCAAUCUAGUAUCUACCAGUGUCUAAUAGGUUUGGACCAUACAUCGUCGGUAAAAAUAGAGGUAUAGAUUAUCUU